GAUAUUAAUACAAUACUGUUGUGUAAUACUUGUAUGUAUUAUAAAGUAAUAGCCAUUCAAUGUGUUAUUCAAUGAGUGUAUUGUAUAUACAAUUGAUUUCUUAAAAUAUUGUUGUUGUUGUUGUUGUGUGUUAUCAUCGCUUAAGAGACCAAUUGUUGUAUUAUUUAAUGGCUUUUGACUUUUGCCGACACUCUUAAGCAGUGAUACUCACAAUUGGUGAUCAUUUAUGAUGUAAGACUUGAUAUGAUGGACAUUAUGAUUGUUGGCCAUCAGCAGUGAUAUGUAUACAAACAUUUCAUCUCAUAAAUGUCUUAACGACUCGUCACUCAUCGGCGGUGACUCCGUGGCCAACAAGGAAUUGUUUACGGCCUGCAAGAAUGGUGAUGUUGUACGCGUCAAGAAGCUCAUCAACACCGCUAAUGUUAACAUUCGCGACACUUCGGGCCGAAAGUCAACACCACUUCAUUUUGCUGCCGGAUUUGGUCGCAAAGAUAUUGUCGAGUAUUUGUUGAGUCUUAAGGCCAACGUAUCUGUUAAAGAUGACGGCGGUCUUCAACCGCUUCAUAACGCUUCCAGUUUUGGUCACGCCGAAGUAGUUCAGCUUUUGUUGCGUAAUGGAGCCGAUCCUAACGCUAAAGACAAUUGGGGUUUUACGCCGUUGAUGGAGGCGGUCAUCAAAGCGAAGAUAGAGGUGUGCAUUGUUUUGCUUCAGAACAACGCCGACCCAAACCUAUUGAACUCAGAAGGAAAAUGUGCUCUCGAUUUGGCCGAUCCGUUGACCAAAAGUAUAUUUUUAGGUGAAUAUAAAAAGGAUGAACUUCUUGAAGCUGCACGUAAUGGUAACGAAGAAAAACUACUGUCGCUAUUGGUUCCUAUGAAUGUCAACUGUCAGGCAAGUGAUGGCCGCAAAUCAUCGUUACUUCAUUUAGCCAGCGGUUACAACAGGAUUAAUGUAGUGAAGUUACUUAUAAGUCGCGGAGCAGAUUGUCACGCACAGGACAAGGGAGGUCUCGUUCCGCUGCACAACAGCAGCUCUUACGGUCACUUCGAUGUCUGUGAGAUCCUAAUCAAAGCGGGCGCUUCCGUCUCAGCCACUGAUCAUUGGCAGUUUACACCAUUACAUGAGGCUGCCUCAAAAAUGCGAGUAGAAGUUUGCUCUCUAUUAUUGAGUCAUGGAGCUGAUCCUUAUUUACCUAAUUGUCACGGAAAAACCGCUAUAGAUAUGUCUCCGACACGAGAACUACAGGAAAGAAUUGCUUACGAAUAUAAAGGUCACUGUCUUUUGGAUGCCAUUCUUCAGGGAGAGAUCACAAAAGUUAAGAAAUGUUUGACACCAGAAAUCACAAACUUUAAGCACCCAUUUACUGGUGAUUCGCCCCUACAUUAUGCGGUUCUUUGUUCACAUUCAAAGCGCAAACAAAUUUGUGAAUUUCUUAUACGAAAGAAUGCAAAUCUGAACGAAAAAAACAAAGAUUUUUUGGCACCAAUUCAUUUGGCUGCAGACAACUCCAAGUUUGAUGUACUCGAGUUGUUACUUAAAAAUGGAUCAAAAGUUAACAUUUUGGAUGGAUUGGGUCAGACGGCUCUACAUCGAUGUGCUCGAGACGGCAAUAUUGGCGCCGUUCAGACAUUGUUGUCGUACGGCGCAGACAUUUCGAUUGUUAGUUUACAGGGCUAUACAGUGGAUCAAAUGGCUAAAGAAAAUGUCCAAAAAUUGCUAAUAAAUCAUCGAUUGACCACAACUGGAGAUAUUGAAUAUAAAUUAUUGGAAGCGUCCAAAGCUGGAGAACUAGAAGUAGUUAAGACGAUACUCACGACGUAUCCACAUCUUGUCAAUUGUCGGGACAUCGAUGGCCGACAAUCGACACCAAUUCAUUUUGCUGCCGGUUAUAAUCGACUGAAUGUCGUUGAGUUUCUUUUGUCACGAAAUGCCGACGUUUCAGCUAAAGACAAGGGAGGGUUAGCGCCAUUGCAUAACGCUUGCAGUUAUGGACACUUGGAAGUCGCGGAACUACUAAUUAAACAUAAAGCUAAUGUUAACGCCACAGAUCUCUGGAAGUUUACGUCAUUACACGAAGCAUCAGCUAAGGGUAAGACUGAAAUCGUAAGAUUGUUGUUGAAGAAUGGCGCCGAUAAAGAAAAGAAGAAUAGAGAUGGCAAUAGAGCUAUCGAUUUGGUCAAAGAUGGUGAUCAAGAAAUAACUGAUCUGUUAAUGGGUGAGUCAGCCAUUCUGGAUGCCGCCAAAAAGGGAGACUUGAAUCGAUUGAUGAAAUUAGUUACCAAUGAGAAUGUCAAUUGUAAAGAUUCGGCCGGAAGGCAUUCAACGCCAUUACAUUUAGCCGCCGGUUAUAAUAAUAUUGAAUGCACUCAACUUCUCAUUGAAAAAGGAGCAGAAGUUAACGCAACCGAUAAAGGAGGUCUCAUUCCUUUACAUAACAGUGCAUCAUAUGGUCAUUUAGAUAUCGCUGCUUUACUUAUCAAACAUAAUACGGCUGUAAAUUCUACCGAUCGGUGGGGAUUUACGCCAUUGCAUGAGGCGGCUCAAAAAUCUCGAACCCAAGUAUGUGCACUACUGUUAGCUCACGGCUCAGACUGUUAUCUUAAAAAUCACGAAAAUCAGACACCACUUGAUUUAGCGACAGCUGAUGAUGUUAGAUGUCUUUUAAUGGAUGCAAUGGCUCCAAACUCGACGCCUUCCUUGUCUUCUUCAGUUAUGUCAUUAACUCUGACCUCCAAAGAUGUUGUUACUGUUCCACAGCCUACAGAAGUUAAAAGCAGUCCGUUGUCAACUCCCAGUCUAACCACAUCAACAAUUGCUCAAACAAAUUCAUUGACCACAAUUAGAUCCAGUGAAACGAAUAUUCCGUCGGCAUUGACUCUACUUUUAUCCCAAAGAAACAGCGAGAAUGUUAACGGAGACAUAUCAUCGGCGAGUGGUCAGUGCGCCGACGGAUUUGCAAAGAAAUCUAGUUCUCAUUCCAUAACUAAUUAUUUGCCAUCAUCAACAUUGCCAUCUAUUAAUAUGACAACAUUCCUCCAAAGUUUAGGUUUAGAUCAUUUAAUUGAGCUUUUUGUUAGGGAACAGAUCUCAUUUGAUAUAUUAUCUGAAAUGGGUCACGAAGAACUUAAGCAAAUUGGUGUCAAUGCUUAUGGUCAUCGACAUCGACUGCUUAAAGGCAUUGAAAAAGUGUUACUAUCGACACAUUCAUCUACACACCACUCCAUUCCAUUGAGUUCGGGCACUGUAUUGAAAGAAAUUAAUGCGACGGACAAAGAGUACAAAGCCGUAGAGGACGAAAUGCAGAGUACAAUUCGGGAACACAAAGAUAAUGGUCAUUCGGGAGGCAUUUUCAAUCGAUAUCAUAUCAUUAAAAUCGAACGAAUCAGUAAUCGAAAACUAUGGGAACGGUAUUGUCACAGACGUAGAGAGAUAUUGGAAGAGAACCACGACUACUCAAAUGAACGAAUGUUGUUCCACGGAUCACCAUUCUUGAAUGCCAUCAUUCAGAAAGGUUUCGAUGAAAGGCACGCUUAUAUCGGCGGAAUGUUUGGCGCCGGCAUCUACUUUGCCGAAAACAGCUCCAAAAGCAAUCAAUACGUUUAUGGAAUUGGAGGCGGAACUGGUUGUCCACAGCAUAAGGACCGUUCAUGUUAUGUCUGUAAACGCCAACUGCUGUUAUGUCGCGUAGCUUUGGGUAAAUCAUUCUUUCAGUUCAGUGCGCUUAAGAUGGCUCACUCACCACCCGGUCAUCACAGCAUAAUUGGUCGUCCGAGUGGUGGUGGUCUUACUUAUCCUGAAUAUGUUAUCUAUAGAGGAGAACAGGCGUAUCCCGAGUAUGUGAUAACUUAUCAGAUCGUUAAACCUGAUUCAUUGAACGGCCAAUCGUCCACUUUUUAUACAUAAUUGUAUAGUUUUUAUAUUAUGAUUAUAAUUAUAGUUAUUUAUAGAUUUAUAUCAAUAAUAAUUUUUUUUAUUUUA
Molecule: messenger RNA, 3979 nt
Organism: Oppia nitens
Lineage: Eukaryota; Metazoa; Arthropoda; Arachnida; Sarcoptiformes; Oppiidae
Gene: Tnks
Product: poly [ADP-ribose] polymerase tankyrase-2-like
Exons: 13
Coding region: 281-3904 (1207 amino acids)
Molecular function (GO): protein binding; NAD+ poly-ADP-ribosyltransferase activity
Source: RefSeq, a predicted model, not a curated record